Messenger RNA from Chinchilla lanigera (long-tailed chinchilla), 2620 nucleotides. RefSeq names its product Holliday junction recognition protein (gene Hjurp). Gene Ontology annotation, biological process: CENP-A containing chromatin assembly. The coding region runs from base 43 to 2118 and encodes 691 amino acids. Gene Ontology annotation, molecular function: histone binding. Gene Ontology annotation, cellular component: chromosome, centromeric region; nucleus. The transcript has 9 exons. Lineage: Eukaryota; Metazoa; Chordata; Mammalia; Rodentia; Chinchillidae. The record is from RefSeq and is a predicted model, not a curated record.
GCCGCGUUCCGCGCCGAGUGGUCUCUGGGUGUGGCGCACGUCAUGGAAGCCCAGGCCCUGGAGAGCCAGCUCCCGGAGGAGGACCUGCUGCUGCACAAGCUCGGUGACAGCCGCCGCCGCUUCCAGAGGCGCAUGCAGCAGCUGAUAGCGAAGUAUGAGCACCCCUUCGAGGACGACCCGGUGGUGGACAUGUCCACGCUGACCUACGAGACGCCCCAGGGACUGAGAAUUUGGGGAGGAAAACUAGUAAAGGAGAUAAACAAAGGACCAAUCCAGGACGCCCCCAGGAAGCAAGGUGAUGACCUCCUCCGUCCCCGUGCGCAGGUCUGGGAAACAGAGUCAGAAAGUAGUGAUGCUGACGAAGCUUCAGCCCAGGGGUACCCGUCUGCCUGCGCCCCAACGCCUGCAGUGCCUCCGAGCCCUUUGAAAGAUGAGUUAAGGAGGAAGUACCUGACCCAAGUGGACAUCCUGCUGCAGGAUUCCGGGUGUUUUGAGGGCCCGGAGAAGGGAGUCAGGAAGGACACGCCUGGGACCCUGGGCCCUCCUGUGGCCUCGCCUGCCGUGCCUGCCCCGGGACCUUCUGGUGAUGACGCUACAGAGAACCUCAGGAGCCCUGUGGAGCCAGCUUCCUCCUCCACCGCAUGGGGGCCCUUGCCCCCUUGCCCAGCAGACAUGGCUGUAGUGCCCAGCAGUGACAGUCUGUCGUUCCUGGGGACCAGCGGGCACAGCUGCUUAAGCAGCCAGUCCUUGGAGGGCGAUGACAUUUGCAAUGUGACGAUCAGUGACCUGUACGCCGGCAUGCUGCACUCAAUGAGUCGGCUGUUGAGCGCAAAGCCGUCGUGUAUCAUCUCCACCAAAACGUUCAUCGUGCAGAACUGGGGCUCCCGGAGGAGGCAUCCCCGGAGAAGCCGGGUGCAGAUGAGCGAGCCGCAUUGCAGAGGGGCCAGGCACUCCCAGCGGCGCGCCAAGGAGAGGUCCCCACCCUACCCAGAGCCCCGGAGGUGGGGGCAGACGUUGAGAGACUGCAAGAACUUACUCCACGUCGCUCACCACCAGACAGGUUUAGAGUUGGAAAAAGUUUUCCUUAAAGAGAACAAACCGCAGCUUCGUAAAUUAGAUCCUAGUUGGAAGGAGCUCCAGGUGACACCCCGGACGCAUUCUUCGUUGCCUUACUUAGACUUCAGCACAGUGCAUCUUGAUUGGGAAAAUCGACUUAGGACAUUAAAAUGGUUAAUUUCACCUGUAAAAAUAGUUUCCCAACCACCGAUGCUGCAGGGCCAUGCAGAGAACCGAUACAGGGAGGUUGAAGACAAAUUUGACCGGCUUUACCGAGAAUGCUGCCUGAGUCCUAGGAAACAUCCUCGAGCAGCCGGACCCUCAGACUCCUGCGCCUUGGACGUGUACAGAGGUGGCCAUGUGAGACCGGGCAGUCCCUGGGGCUCAGAAACCCGCAGGCCAAGAUUUCCUUUCAGCAGAGCGAAAGCUAAGAGCUUAAGUGAGACCUUCGAACACCUGGGCAGGCGAUCGGUCAGAGUGAGUAGCUGCCCCCCAAGGGGGGAUUCCUCUUCCUCACUUUCAAAGUCCCACCCCCCGCCGAGCCCAGGCAGCUCUGCGCUGACACCUGACCUUUUUCAAGGACACAGUUCUGGAACCAUCAGAAAGGGAGUAUCACCCAGCCAAGCUAUUUCGGUGCCAAGGAUAGAACCUGCAAGCUGUCCUAAGAGUCGCUAUGAUGAAGUUAAAGAAAGAUUUGACCAGCUUCACCAGAGGUGCUUCCAGACCUCUCCUCAGCAGGCCAAGCUGCCUGCGCGCGUUGGAGUGUGCGCAGAUAAAGCCAGGGCAGGAGUUCGGUGCCAAACAGGAGGCAGCUUUGGAAGAUUACACCGAGACUUGGGCCUCCAGGGCUUCCAGGGGCUCGUGAGAAGUCCAAGGGGCUCAGCUGCAGUGGAGGCUCACGUGUCUGCAGGCACAGCCACGAGGGACCCUCCGGUCCCUGCAAAGCGACGCAGGCUGUCGGACCCCCAGGUUUAUGGACUCCACCCCAGCGGAGCCAGUCUGCCCUUCGCAGCCCAAGCGGGAAAAGAAGAACAUAUGCUUCAGAAUGGAAGAGAAAAGUGAUUUUUGUUAGAAGAAUUCAAAACUAGACAUGUGUAGCCAGGCUAUUUGGAGCUGUGACUUUCUUCCCUCUUGUUCUCUGCUUUCUGUUUGUAUGUUGUUUGGGUUUUUUCCUCCAGACUCAGUCUUGCUAAGUUGCCCAGGCUAAUCCUCCUCCUCCAUAUCCUCCUGCGUCAGCCUCCGGUGUAACGAGGAUUAGUCGUGAGCCACAGCACCCAGCUGUUCUGUUUUCUUGCUUUACAGUAUUGGUAAUUAGACCCCAGGCCUCAAGCAUGCUAAGCAAGCACUCUACUGAGCUACGCCACUAACCCUUUUUCAAGUAUCAGGACAGUAGCAAUAUAGUUGGCUUAUCCAUCCUUAACACAAAUUUGGGGAAGUUGUCUCCAGCAGAUUGAACUCUGAGUUCGUGUUAUUAACAUUAUGUGAAUAAGAUUGCUUUUUUUUUCAAGACGGGGUCUCACUGUGUAAUUCAGACUGCUUUGAAUUCACUCUGUAGCCCACGCAG